Messenger RNA from Pollicipes pollicipes, 2667 nucleotides. RefSeq names its product DNA-binding protein K10. The transcript has 4 exons. Lineage: Eukaryota; Metazoa; Arthropoda; Thecostraca; Pollicipedomorpha; Pollicipedidae. The record is from RefSeq and is a predicted model, not a curated record. Bases 8 to 487 code for a protein of 159 amino acids.
GCCGCUCAUGGGCCGCGGGGCACCGGUCAGGGGCCGGGGCGCGCCCAUCAGGGGCCGCGGCGCGCCCGUCAGAGGCCGUGGAGCCUCAGCCAGGGGCGCCAGUCAGGCGGCUGUUGUCAAGUUCAAGACCAAAUCCAAGACUGAAAAGGAGAGGGACGCGCUGGACCUGAUGAAGCCGUGGGUGACGGACGAGCUGCGCGCCGAGAUCAAGAAGAAGCACGAGAUGCACUCCAAGUCGCGCGAAUCCAAGGACGCCAGCGACUUCGAGGCGUUCAAGGAGCAGCGGAACAAGGUGUCGGCCAUGCUGCGCGCCGCCAAGAUGGAGUACAUCGGCCUGCACGACGAGGAUGAUGUUGACAAAAUAUUGGCGGACGCAGUCACUCUGGCCAAAGAAAACGUGACUGCAGCAGAAAAUGCCAAUCAUGCCGAACCAAAAGCCGAAAACGGCGCAGAGGCCACGCCUGUGGCGUCCGAGGACGCAGCCUAACUUCUUCCGCGCAGCGCACUCAUGGUCGAGCGCGCGAGUGCAGAGACCUCCGGCGUCGCCCACGGCUGAUGCUAGUUCGGCCGGCGGCCGCAAGGCGGCAGGCGGCCACCACCCGUUUGACGUUCGAUGUUCAGUGUGAGGCGCGUGAUGGAGGAACCCAUCGCCUGUCCUGACUCUGUCAAUGGUUGUGCUCACCGCGCGAGAACGCCGGCGCGCGAGAACGCUGGCACGCGAGAGCGCUGGCACGCGAGACGGCACCCACGAAGCUGACCUCGUGUCGAUGGGAGCGAGAACAGCCUGAACAGAAAUGUUCGGGCAAGCGUGUCUUUAGUACCAUUUACCCGCACCGACCUCAUCGAGUUUAGUAUGCUCAUCCAUGGUGUUAACGGUACAAACGGAUCACCCUGAUCUGAGAAUCGACUAGCCCCUUUGAUGGAGUGACAAUUUUAUGUUUGUGAACCUUGUUGUCCCAUUGUUUGUAAUGCGCCGUUUAAAAUAAACGGGCGGUCGGACUCUUGCCGUCCGCCACAGCCCUGGCUUCGGCCUCGGCCUGCCCGUGAGCAGCGUUCUCGGCCCGUGCCGUCAGUCUUCCGUCACCGUGCAGCCAAACUGGCGCCGAUCUGUGUCUGUACAUGGCGCAGCGGAGGAAAACAGUCCUUCCUUUGUCAAAGCAUCGGCAGCGGACGGUCAAAGCGGACGUACGUCAGUAAGUUGAGCCGAUCCGGCUCUCCAUCUGUCUGCAGCCCUCCCUCAGCUGCUACGGGCUGGCCCGCCUCUGAGCGCGUGUAACGUAACACCGACUUGUGUCCCUGUUGGCCGCAUCCGGGCCAGUGGUGCCUGAUGGGCCGCCCGAAUGGCCAGAUGUCCAGCCCACCUGGAGGGCCAGACGUGCCACCGCGCCAGGCAGACGCAGUGCAUGACGGAGCAGUCGGGUCGCAGUCGGUGGCCCCGUCGCGGCCCUCCCGCCGGAUGGACGCUCAGAACGUAACACCUCGUGCCGCGCUCGCCCGACCUUCAGUCGCUGGGUGGUGUGGUGUCGCCGCCGGCCGCGGCCCCCACGUCGUCAGUUGCCGAGCUGUGUGGAUGGUCACCACCCGGUGUGCUCUCUGCCGGCUGCCGCGUGCCGUGGACAGGCGGCGGGCGUGCCCUCGGCGGGGGCUCUGCCGAUCUGACCUGACCUGACCUGGCCCUCGACCUUUGGCAGGGCGCGGCGGCGGGAUAGUGUGCCGCCGGACGCGGAUGGAGCCGGAUCUUCGCCCCAGGGAACGGUGCCGCCCGCUACCUGAGGCGCUCACGCGUUGCUGCGUAUCGUGCUUCCGACGGGACCGCUCGACGGACACCGGCAGCUGGGCAUGGUUGCGCGUCGUGCGCCGCUCGUGGCACGCGCCGUCCAGCCCGCCGACCGCCGCGUCGCCGGCGUCUGCCGGCUGGGCAGCUGCCGGUGGGACGGCCACGUGAACAUGGCACGCCGGUGCGGCCGAACGACAUCCGAACCCCGGAAUAACGCCGGACACAGGUCUGAUGGAGCUGUGAGAACAGGGACGGCGAGGCGGCCGAACGCCACGCGAACCCGAGAACGAGGCCAGACACAAGUCUGAUGGAGCCGCGAGAACAGAGACGCCGAGGCGGCCGAACGCCACGCGAACCCGAGAACGAGGCCAGACACAAGUCUGAUGGAGCCGCGAGAACAGAGACGCCGAGGCGGCCGAACGCCACGCGAACCCGAGAACGGGGCCAGACACAAGCCUGAUGGAUCCGCGAGAACAGAGACGCCGAGGCGGCCGAACGCCACGCGAACCCGAGAACGGGGCCAGACAAGCCAGAUGGAUCCGCGAGAACAGAGACGCCGAGGCGGCCGAACGCCACGCGAACCCGAGAAAGAGGCCAGACACAGGUCUGAUGGAGCCGCGAGAACAGAGACGCCGAGGCGGCCGAACGCCGCCUCAGCCCCAGAACCAGGCCGGACACAGGGCUGGUAAAGCUGCGGGAGCAGGGACGCCAGCCGAUGUUGGACUGAAGCUGUGGGAAGGAAUACUGCCAUAUUCGUUGUUUUGUUGACAAGUGGCUAGUCCUAUCACCUCGCUGCUCGGCAUGAUCAGCAGCUUGCUGUGAGCCGUGCCUUUCGGCUGUGUGGUGCAGCUGCCAUACUCUGGUUUCAAAUACAACUUGUUCCGCAGUUA